AUUGCAUGCACAAGUUUUUUUACUAUAAAUACAUGCAUAAUCUCCAUCACUUAAUCACACAAAAUCAACUAAACUUUCUCUCCCAUACAUUUCUCUACAACAUAUAUAUCUAUACAUAUAUCUUUUCAAAGCAAAUAUGCUUGGCAUAAUAAAGCCUCCCUCAAUCUUCGGUAAGAAGAUAAAAGGGUCUGUGGUGUUGAUGAAGAAAAAUGUCUUGGAUUUCAAUGACAUAAGGAAUGGGAUUAUUGAUCCUUUGAAUGAGUUGUUGGGUCAACGUGUUUCUCUUCAGCUCAUUAGCUCUGUUCAAACUCACACUGGUAAUGAGCUGAAAGGGAAGCUGGGGAAGGAAGCUUACUUGGAGAACUGGACAAAUAUACUGACCCUUUUCCCAUUGUUAGCUGGGGAAUCAGCUUAUAGUGUUCAUUUUGAGUUGGAAGAGGGAUUUGGUGUUCCAGAGGCUUUUGUUAUUAACAACAAUCACAGUGUUGAGUUCUUCCUCAAGUCUCUCACUCUUGAAGAUGUUCCUAAUCAAGGCCAAGUCCAAUUUGUUUGUAAUUCCUGGGUUUACCCUGCUAAACACUACAACUAUGAUCGUGUUUUCUUCAGGAACAAGGCAUAUCUUCCACAUGACACACCAGCCCCACUGCUCUGGUACAGAGAGCAAGAACUGGUUUACCUCAGAGGAAAUGGAACAGGAGAGCGUAAGGAUGGGGAUAGAAUCUAUGACUACGAUUACUACAAUGAUUUGGGUAAUCCAGACUGGGGUGAAAAGCAUUCCCGGCCAGUUCUUGGAGGAACUAGUGAGUACCCUUACCCUCGCAGAGGAAGAACUGGGAGACCACCAACCAACAAAGAUCCUAACAGCGAGAGUAGGGACAUAGACCUUCUGAAUUUGAACUUUUACAUUCCAAGAGAUGAACGAUUUGGUCACUUGAAGAUGUCAGACUUCCUUGUCAACUCAUUGAAAUCAGUAGCUCUAAUCAUCAAACCUGCGAUAGAGUCAUUGUUUGACAAAACCCCAGCUGAGUUUGACAGCUUCAAAGAUGUACUGGACUUGUAUGAAGGAGGUUUUCCUCUACCUCUUGGAAUAUUUGAGACCAUAAGCAAGAAUGUACCUUUGGAAACAUUGAAGGACCUGUUUCGAGCUGAUGGUACUCGGUUCCUCAGAUAUCCCAUGCCUCAUGUGAUCAAAAAUGACAAGUCAGCAUGGAUGACCGAUGAAGAAUUUGCAAGAGAGAUGUUGGCUGGAGUGAACCCUGUCGUCAUUCGUCGUCUCCAAGAAUUCCCACCAACAAGCCAGCUUGACCCUUCAAUCUAUGGUAAUCAAACUAGUACAAUCACUGAAGAACACAUAAGCAACAACUUGGAUGGGCAAUCAGUGUUUGAGGCCCUUUAUGACAACAAGCUUUAUAUAUUGGAUCACCAUGAUACUUUCAUGCCAUUCGUGAGGCGAAUCAACGACACAACUUCAUCAAAGAUUUAUGCCACUAGAACACUUCUGUUUUUAACCAAUGAUGGCGCUUUGAGGCCUCUGGCAAUUGAACUAAGCCUGCCACAUCCAAAUGGUGAUGAAUUAGGUGCUGUUAGCAAAGUUAUUACACCAGCCCAACAAGGCGUAGAAAGUACCGUUUGGCAACUUGCUAAAGCUUAUGUCGUUGUUAAUGACUAUUGCCAUCACCAACUAGUUAGCCAUUGGUUGAACACUCAUGCAGUAGCUGAGCCAUUUGUGCUUGCAACAAACAGGCAGCUUAGUGUGUUACACCCAAUUUACAAAAUGUUGCUCCCUCACUUCCGUGACAACAUGAAUAUCAAUUCACUUGCUAGACAACUUCUUGUAAAUGGUGGGGGUAUUAUUGAGUCUGUGAUAUCUCCCAGACAACAUUCCAUGGAACUAUCUUCAGCUGCUUAUAAGAACUGGAAUUUAGCUGAACAGGCGCACCCAGCUGAUCUCAUCAAGAGAGGGGUCGCAGUGGAGGAUCCAAGUUCACCACAUGGCCUUCGCCUACUGAUAGAGGACUAUCCAUAUGCUGUCGAUGGACUUGAAAUCUGGGCUGCAAUAAAACACUGGGUUCAAGAGUACUGCUCUUACUACUACACAACUGAUGAAGUUGUUCAAAAAGACAAAGAACUCCAAGCAUGGUGGAAGGAACUCAAAGAGGUCGGUCAUGGCGACUUAAAAGACAAGUCAUGGUGGCCUAGUAUGCAGACCCGUGAAGAGUUAAUAGAGACAUGCACCACAGCUAUAUGGAUUACCUCUGCUCUUCAUGCAGCUGUCAACUUUGGGCAGUAUUCUUAUGGAGGGUACAUUCCAAACCGCCCCACAAUAAGCAGGCGGCUCAUGCCUGAAGAGGGUACUCCUGAAUAUGAAGAGCUUAGAACAAAUCCAGAGAAGGCUUACUUGAAAACAAUCACUGCUGAGCUGCAGAGCUUAGUUGAGAUUUCCAUUAUUGAGGUCUUGUCUAAGCAUGCUUCUGAUGAGGUUUAUCUUGGCCAAAGAGAAAAUAACUGGACAGCAGAAGCUGAACCUUUGCAGGCCUUUGAGAGAUUUGGAAGGAAGCUCUCUGAAAUUGAGGAUAACAUUGUUAGCAGGAACAAUGACCCAACAUUGAAGAACCGUUAUGGGCUGGUCAAGUUCCCUUACGGCUUGCUCAUUCCUAAUGGAGAAAUUGGAAUUGCUGCCAAAGGAAUUCCCAAUAGUAUCUCUAUCUGAAGCUUCUCUUCUUUUUCUAUGCUGAUCUCUCUCGCUCUUGUUGUUCUCUAUAUUUAUGUUUAGCUUCUACUUCUCUACUGGCAAAUUGCCUUGUGCAAUUUGCCUAGCUUAUGGCUUUUUUCUAUCAUAAAUAUCUACCUAUGAAUUGUACUGUAUGGGAGGGAGUUGGUGAUGAACUCUUUGUUUGUAUGUUCUUGUUUGAGCUUAUUUCUCACUUGAAUAAAUAAAGAUCUGAAGCUUAGUAUUUAAAUUA
Messenger RNA from Humulus lupulus (European hop), 2963 nucleotides. RefSeq names its product probable linoleate 9S-lipoxygenase 5. The record is from RefSeq and is a predicted model, not a curated record. Gene Ontology annotation, biological process: lipid oxidation. Gene Ontology annotation, molecular function: oxidoreductase activity, acting on single donors with incorporation of molecular oxygen, incorporation of two atoms of oxygen; protein binding; metal ion binding. Lineage: Eukaryota; Viridiplantae; Streptophyta; Magnoliopsida; Rosales; Cannabaceae. The transcript has 9 exons. The coding region runs from base 137 to 2710 and encodes 857 amino acids.